Messenger RNA from Neltuma alba, 627 nucleotides. RefSeq names its product RING-H2 finger protein ATL39-like. The coding region runs from base 1 to 627 and encodes 208 amino acids. The record is from RefSeq and is a predicted model, not a curated record. The transcript has a single exon. NCBI's taxonomy places the organism in Eukaryota, Viridiplantae, Streptophyta, Magnoliopsida, Fabales, Fabaceae.
AUGUUUGCGCCGUCUUCGUUCAUUGUCAGCUUUGCCCUCUCCCUCCGCCACUGCUCCGACGUGGAUCUGGCUGCUGCCGACAAUUGUUCUUCAAGUGGUCCUCAAGGUAUUGACCCAAAAAUUACUCGACCACCUUCCCCAUCCUCGUGUAUUCCGCGCGUGAAGAGCCUCAAAUUUGGGAAAGCCGCCGCGCUGGAGUGUGCCGUGUGCUUGAGCGAGUUCGACCAACAAGAUACGCUCCGAUUACUUCCGAAAUGUAACCAUGUGUUUCAUCCUCAAUGCAUCGACGCCUGGUUGGCCUCCCACGUGACUUGCCCUGUUUGCCGUUCAAGGCUGAAGCCGGCGGAGGAGCACCGGCGAGGGGAAAACGACGUAGCGAUCGAAAUUCCGAAUGAGGUUAUACAUGCCCCACAGGUGUUGGAUGAAAGUUCUGGGAGUAGAAAGGAGCGUCAUUCAGGAGAUAGAAGAGUAUGGGGGGGCAAGGACACGGAGAGGUACAAUCUCAGAUUGUUGGAGGAUCUUAGGAAACAGAUUACUGUGAGUCACGGAGGAAUGCGACGGUCGGCGAGCUGCAAUGUGCUCCGCAGACGGCGGGGUGAAGAGAACAGACAGAAUAGUGAGUGUUGA